Molecule: messenger RNA, 1668 nt
Organism: Drosophila ficusphila
Lineage: Eukaryota; Metazoa; Arthropoda; Insecta; Diptera; Drosophilidae
Gene: Cyp12e1
Product: probable cytochrome P450 12e1, mitochondrial
Exons: 6
Coding region: 1-1575 (524 amino acids)
Molecular function (GO): monooxygenase activity; iron ion binding; heme binding
Source: RefSeq, a predicted model, not a curated record
AUGUUGUCAAAGCAGUGGAACGCAAACAAACAGAUCUCAAAGCAGAUCUGCCAUCUUUAUAGAGGACUGGCCAAUAAAACCUCCACCGUCAGUUUGGAGGAGGCUAAACCCUAUGCUGAUAUUCCGGGACCAACAAAAAUGCAAUUAAUACGAGCUUUUCUGCCCGGCGGUCGCUAUAAGAAUUUACCGGUUCACGAAAUGUUUCUCGACUUGAAUCGUCAAUAUGGCAAUAUUUUUCGAAUGCCCAGUGUGGCUGGAACCGAUAUGGUACUCACCAUGAAUCCCGAGGACUACGAAAUUGUCUUCAGGAAUGAAGGUCAGUAUCCCUACAGAAGGAGUUUCGAGGUGAUGGACUAUUUCAAGAGGGUUCACAGGCGGGAAAUAUUCGAUGGUUCUGAUGGCUUGACAUCGGGAAAUGGUCCUGCCUGGGGAAAUAUGCGAUCUGCUGUCAACCCAAUUCUUUUACAACCCCGUAACGCCAAACUUUAUAUGAAGAAUUUGCUGCAAGUCAGUGAUGAGUUUCUUGAACGUAUCCGAUUGAUUCGAGAUCCUGUUACCCAAGAAAUGCCAGAUGACUUUGUCGUGGACAUUCGUCAUUUGGUGAUCGAAUCGAUUUGCUCGGUUGCCCUGAAUACACAUAUUGGUUUAUUAGGAGAGCAGCGAGAAAAUAAGGAAAUUCAAAAGGUGGUUCUGGCUUUGCAGGAUGUGGUGGAAUUGGGUUUCCAAUUGGAUAUGAUGCCGCCGUUUUGGAAGUAUUUGCCAAUGCCAAAUUUUAGGAAACUAAUGCGUUCUUUGGAUACCAUCACGGAUUUCUGUUAUUUCCACAUUGAAAACGCUCUGAAGCGGAUCGAAGAGGAUGCCAAAGCUGGAAAACUUACAGAGAUUGGUUUGGAAACCAGUCUGCUGGAGAAAUUGGCCCGAUUUGAUCGACAAACAGCUGUGAUUAUAGCCAUGGAUUUAUUGUUCGCAGGAGCGGAUCCGACUCUUGUAAGUCUUGGUGGCAUUCUACUGAGUCUAUCCAAAAAUCCAGACAAACAAGCUAAACUUCUGGGGGAAAUCAGGGGAAUAUUACCACACAAGGACUCGCCGUUGACCAUGGAAAACAUGAGCAGUAUGCCAUACUUAAGAGCCUGCAUUAAGGAGGGAAUUCGCUUGUAUCCAAUAGGACCUGGAACUCUUCGUAGAAUGCCACACGAUGUGGUGCUCAGUGGAUAUCGAGUUGUGGCUGGCACGGAUGUGGGCAAUGCUGCCAAUUACCAGAUGGCAAACAUGGAGGAAUUUGUUCCGAAGGUUCGGGAGUUUAUUCCUGAACGUUGGUUGCGCGAUGAAUCCAAUUCAAAUUCCCAUUUGGUGGGAGAUACAGCUACUCCCUUCAUGUAUUUGCCCUUUGGUUUUGGACCAAGAUCCUGUGCUGGCAAGAGGAUUGUGGAUAUGAUGCUAGAGAUAGCAAUUGCUAGAUUGGUGAGGAACUUCCAGAUCGGUUUCGAUUAUCCCAUCGAAAAUGCCUUUAAGGCCAAGUUCUUUGUGCAACCAAAAAUUCCCUUUAAGUUCAAGUUUGUGGAGCGCAGCGGGUGAAGUUAAUGUAUGUUUAUAGAUGCACUCAGGAAAAAUGAUAUUUAAAUAAAUUUGUAUUGUCUCACAUGUUGUAAUAAAGAUACGUAAAAAAUU